Macadamia integrifolia is the source of this 2330-nucleotide messenger RNA. RefSeq names its product cysteine-rich receptor-like protein kinase 10. NCBI's taxonomy places the organism in Eukaryota, Viridiplantae, Streptophyta, Magnoliopsida, Proteales, Proteaceae. Gene Ontology annotation, molecular function: protein kinase activity; ATP binding. The record is from RefSeq and is a predicted model, not a curated record. The transcript is spliced from 7 exons. Bases 158 to 2242 code for a protein of 694 amino acids. Gene Ontology annotation, biological process: protein phosphorylation.
GUCAUCUCUGGGAGGGAGCGUGUUCUCCCCGUCGUUCUAUUGAUUCUGCUAAUUUCACGUCCGGCAGUUCUCUCCCAAUUCUGUAUUUCUACUGUUCUUUUUCUUCUUCGUCUCCUCCUUGUAGCCUUCUUGUAGCCUUAGUAAGUUGUAUAGUACCAUGAGGCUUCCUUUUCCAUCAAAAGCCAUUUGCACCUUUCAGUUGUUUGCAACUAUUGCUUUAUUGUUUGAGAUCCCCUCCAUAUCUAAAGCUGAUGAUCCAACGCUCUGGUCCUGUUAUGACUCCGCAAAUUACACUUCUGGCAGCCAAUUCGAAAGUAAUCUCAAUAACACCUUCUCUUCCCUAUAUGCUAAUACUCCCUCCACCCUUUUCAACACCACCGUGGCCGGCGAUGACCCUGACCGUGUAUAUGGUCUGGUUCAGUGCAGAGGAGACGCCACCCAAGAUGAGUGCCGGAACUGUGUGAAUAAUUCGACCGCUGAGAUCGUUCAACUUUGUCCUCAGCGAAAGGAAGGAGUGAUACGCUAUUGGGGUUGUGUCUUACGCUACUCAGACAAGGAUUUCUUCGGCCAAAUCGGCAAUAAUGGCCUUACAGUCUACACCUUUCCAGUGGACAACGUGACCACAGAUGUGGCUCUGUUUAACGAAAGGGUUCUAGAUCUAAUGGAAAACUUGUCGCUUGCGGCUGCUGGUAGCCCUUCCAAGUUCGCGACUGGACGGAACAUCUCUGUGAAUAACUUUAAUUUUGUAUAUGGGAUGUUGCAGUGCACAAGCGACUUGUCGGACAAUACCUGUUACUCCUGCCUGCAAAACAUAAUUGCAGACAUCCCAAGCUGUUGUAAUUGGCGAUCGGGAGGGAAUGUGUAUACUGACAGUUGCUUCUUAAGAUACGAUUCUUAUCUCUUUUUUAACUGGUUAUCUCCUCCACCUCCGUCCCCAACGCAGGCAUCUCCACCAGCAUCAUCCCCACCCCCGCCGGUUAAUGGUGGAGCCACCACUACAACCAAUACAACACGAGGAAAAGGAGAUGGAAAGGUAACCUUAAUAAUUAUUUGUUCUCUGGUCAUUCCUGUGGUUAGUGUUACAACAUUAGUGAUUGCUGUUCGGGUAUGGUGGCUACGGAGGAACUUGAGGAAAGAAAAAGGGACAGGCAAGACAGGAGAUGUGGAUUCGCUAUUGUUUGAUUUGAAGACUCUAAAAGUUGCCACUGGAGGCUUUUCUGAUUCAAAUAAGAUUGGUCAGGGAGGGGGUGGUACUGUUUAUAAGGGUAAACUAUUGGAUGGGCGUGAAAUAGCUGUGAAAAGGCUUUCAAGGAAUUCCCCUCAAAGUUCAGAGGAGAUGAGAACUGAGAUACUUCUAGUUGCCAAACUUCAACAUAGGAACUUAGUUAGACUUCUCGGUUGUUGUUUGGAAGAACACGAGAAGCUGCUUGUCUAUGAAUACUUGCCUAACUUGAGCCUUGACCACUAUUUGUUCCACCAUGUAAAGCGUCUGUUGUUAGAUUGGGAAAGACGGCACAAAAUCAUCGAAGGGAUUGCUCGGGGACUACUUUAUCUUCAUCAAGAUUCUCAGCUUAGGAUAAUUCAUCGGGACUUGAAGGCCAGCAAUGUUUUAUUAGAUGAAGAAAUGAAUCCUAAAAUUUCAGAUUUUGGGUUGGCCAGACUUUUCCAAGGAGAUCAAACUCAUGACCAAACAAAGCAGAUUGCUGGGACAUAUGGAUAUAUGCCACCAGAGUAUGCUGUUCAUGGGCAAUUCUCAACAAAAUCAGAUGUAUAUAGUUUCGGAGUUUUGGUUUUAGAGAUUGUGACGGGCAAGAGAAAUUCGACUUUCUGCAAAUCUUCUAACCACUCUACCAAUCUUUUGAGUUUUGUAUGGCAUCAUUGGGCCAAUGGAACAGCAUCUGAGUUGCUUGAUAGAACUGUAAGGCAACCCUUCCCUUGGCAUGAAGCUGUAAGAUGCAUUCACAUUGGGCUACUUUGUGUUCAAGAAGAUCCAAGUGAUAGGCCAGCCAUGUCAACUGUUGUUCUCAUGCUUACUAGCCACUCUAUAAGUCUCUCAGUACCUUCACGACCUGCAUUUUUUAUUUGGAAUACAACCGAACCAGAUAAGCUUCCUCGGAAUUCAGAUGCAGGAGAUCUUGGACAGUCUAAUUCAUAUGAAAGUGAACCUGGACGGUCUUCGCCUAAAUCACAAGCAGUAGACUCAAAAAACGAUGUUACGUUAAGUGAAUUAGAUCCUCGCUAAGAAUCAGAUUGAUAUAGGUUUAAAUUAUUGGUUACACUUCAUUGAAUAUUAUUAUCAUCAUAAAUAAUAAUAACUCGUCAUUCUAUAA